This is a messenger RNA of Penicillium coprophilum, 210 nucleotides long. RefSeq lists its product as uncharacterized. The transcript has 2 exons. NCBI's taxonomy places the organism in Eukaryota, Fungi, Ascomycota, Eurotiomycetes, Eurotiales, Aspergillaceae. The record is from RefSeq and is a predicted model, not a curated record. The coding region runs from base 1 to 210 and encodes 69 amino acids.
AUGCUCAACAUGAGCAAACCAAUGGACAUCUCUCAUUCCAUUAUAUAUCCCAAAUGGUUCGGCGGUUCUGCAUCAUGCAUGGCAGUCCUUGUUUCUCACCCUUUGGGCCUGAUCAAGGUCAGAAUACAAAUAAAGCAUAGUGGCACGAAAGCCGGGACACUCAAUACCUGCGUUCGAAUUGUUCGGGGAGAGGGCGUAUUUGCACUCUAA